AUGUCUAGUGAUAAUUUCAAUUAUAAGAAACUCCUCCCCCGUGCAAAUGCACCUGUUCUAGUCCGUGCCCAGCAGAAGGACACCCUCUUUGAGGAUGAACUUGCCCAAAGGCUCUCAAGGUUACUCAAACCAAACCCAAGAAACACCACUACUCGGGGGACCGGGAUACAACCACCAUCACCUUCUCUUGUGGCCCGAGCCAUUCAUUUGUGUGCUACAGUCGCCGUUGGGGGGAGAACACUUGGUGACGAAUAUGUCGGCACAACACUUGUCUCAGGUAAGAGAUGGCUCUAUGUGUUGCUCGAGCUGGUGCUUUGUUACUUGCACACAGCAAACAAUGUCUCUCUCUUAAACACAGUCCUUCUCCUCCACCGCAGUCUCUUUUACUGGACUGGCCAAUACCGGUCGCUCUCUCUGAGAUUGGCAGCAGUUGAAUACGCAAACACUAGUAUGUCCACUGCUGCCACUACAAACACGUAUCCGUUGUUGGGGAUACUCUGUGCAGCAGAGGGACUUCGGGAAUGUAUUGCUCUCUAUUCAGGAAACAAGAAACCCAAAUACAGCACAUCUACUGCCAUCGACAGCACUAGAUUGGACAAUACCCAAUUACAAAUACAACAAUAUACACAGAACACAUGCAGAUACGAGUUUCUCGGCUCGUGUCCUCUCUGUAUGGAUAUAAUGGUCCAUCCUUGUGCAGCCCAAUGUGGACAUGCAUUCUGCUGGAAUUGUGCACAUGAAUGGGCUAAUAGGAACAACUCCAUUAUACCAAAAUGUCCAGUUUGUCGAGCCCCUUUCCCACAACGUGAACUUGUUGUUCUUCGGUAA
Messenger RNA from Pichia kudriavzevii, 828 nucleotides. RefSeq lists its product as uncharacterized. Gene Ontology annotation, biological process: protein import into peroxisome matrix. The transcript has a single exon. The coding region runs from base 1 to 828 and encodes 275 amino acids. Gene Ontology annotation, molecular function: zinc ion binding. Gene Ontology annotation, cellular component: peroxisomal membrane. NCBI's taxonomy places the organism in Eukaryota, Fungi, Ascomycota, Pichiomycetes, Pichiales, Pichiaceae. The record is from RefSeq and is a predicted model, not a curated record.